UUAUUACCAUUAAAAACUUCACCUUUACCACCAACACAACAACAACAAAUAUUACCUUCUUCACCUACUAGUAUGACCUAUUCUCCACCCAUGUCACCUAUUCAACAACUUCAUUCUUCUUCUUCUAUGAGUUUAUAUUCUAUGGGUAGUGAACAACUUUUGGAUCAUUCUCACUUAAAACCUGGAGAUAAUGCUUCCUUAUUAUCUUAUGCCACCACUAUCAACAUGUAUCGUGCUAAUGCCAAAAAAACAAAUGAUAUGGAAAUACAAUGUGAUUUUGCUAUCUUUUUAGUGGAAGCUGCUAAACGACUCAUCAUGGAACAACAAGAAGAACAAGAAUCAUCUAUACAUGCCUAUUUAACCGAAGCUGAAAAAUUGUUGAAACAAGUCGCUGUUCGUGGUCAUAGCCCAAGUCAAUAUUAUUUAGCAAACAUGUAUUCUUCUGGUCUGUUACACAAAUCCAACAAGUAUGAGUUUGACAAGGCUUUUCCUCUUUAUGUUCAAGCUGCUAAACAUCAUCAUCCAGAUGCCGCUUACAGGACAGCAAAAUGUUAUGAAGAUGGUUUAGGUACUCGACGUGAUAAAGGAAAAGCAGUACAAUUUUACAGAAAAGCAGCCACGUUGAAUCAUCCAGGAGCCAUGUAUCGACUUGGAUUAGCGGAAAUGAAAGGUGAAUUGGGACUCUGCAGCAAUAUUCGUGAUGGACACAAAUGGUUAAAACGAUCAGCAGAAGCAAGUACAGCGGAAUAUCCUCAUGCAUUACACGAAUUAGGCCAUCUUCAUGAACGGGGGGUAGCAUCGAUCAUAUUCCAAGAUCAUGAUUAUGCACUACGAUUAUAUCAAGAUGCUAGUGAUCUAGGGUACGCACCGUCCUGCUUCCGAUUGGGUGAAUGUUAUGAAUUUGGUCGGUUAGGCUGCGCAGUGGAUCCAAGGUUAUCAAUGCAUUAUUAUGGACUAGCGGCUGAACAAGGUCAUCCUCAUGCGUGUUUUGCUUUGACGGCGUGGUAUUUGAUUGGUGUACCUGGUGUGAUGGAACCCUCUGAUGAACAAGCUUUUGCAUGGGCUUUACGUGCUGCUCAUGCUACUCCUGGUUUGGCGAGGGCCGAAUAUGCUGUUGGCUAUUUUUAUGAAGUGGGGAUUGGUAUUGAAAAGAAUCAUUCUAUGGCUUGGGAUUAUUAUCAAAAGGCUGCUGAGCAUGGUGAAAAAAGAGCAAUUCAACGUUUACAAGCAGGUCCACAUCAACUCAAUAUCGAUCAACCUUAUCAACAAACGCAACAAUCUUCUCCUUCUACACCAACCCUUUCUUCUCCUGCUUUUUCUUCUUCUUCAUCAUCAUCAUCAUCAUCUUCUGCACAUCAACAAAAACAAAAACACAGAUAUUCUAUUCAAUCCAUCAAUCAAGUAAUAGAUACCAAUUGGGUCAAGAAAUGGAAACAAAGACUCUCAAGGAAUAUCAAAUCAUGAAUGUAGUGUAGUUUUUUUAAUUUAGUUUAGUUAUUUUUUUUUAUCAUUAUUUUUAUCAUUUUCAUUUUAUCAUCCAUUCCCUUCAUGAUUCUCUUUUUUUUUUUUUCUUCUUCUUCUUCUUCUUCUUCUUCCUCGAUAUGCUACUUCACUUUCUCUUUGUUAUUUAC
Messenger RNA from Halteromyces radiatus, 1631 nucleotides. RefSeq lists its product as uncharacterized. Gene Ontology annotation, molecular function: protein binding. The coding region runs from base 73 to 1464 and encodes 463 amino acids. The record is from RefSeq and is a predicted model, not a curated record. The transcript has 3 exons. NCBI's taxonomy places the organism in Eukaryota, Fungi, Mucoromycota, Mucoromycetes, Mucorales, Cunninghamellaceae.